AUGCUUCGUCGUCAGGCCCGCGAGAGGCGGGACUACAUCUACCGGCGUGCUCUUCAACUUCGAGAUGCCAGUAUUGCCGAGAAGCGUGCCCUGCUCAAAAAGUCCCUCGCCUCAGGCAAACCUCUAGACCCCUCGGUCGCCAACGACAAGUCUCUACGCAAGGACUUCAAGUACGACGAGUCUCUUGACCCAGAAGCCGCUGCUGCUCAGGAAACCAUAGAUGAUGAAUACUCCAUGCUCUCAGGGCUCUCCGACCCGCGUCCACUCGUCACCACCUCUCGAAGCCCCUCCACCCGCCUCGCCGCUUUUUCCAAAGAAAUUCGCCUGCUUCUCCCCACUUCCAUCCGCAUGAAUCGUGGCAACCUCAUCCUCCCAAAUUUGGUCGCCAGUGCCAAAGCUGCCGCCCUCACCGACAUCAUUCUGCUGCACGAACACCGAGGCACUCCGACUGCCAUGACCAUUUCUCAUCUUCCCCACGGUCCGACUGCCUCUUUCUCUCUACACAACGUUGUUUUGAGGGCCGAUAUUCCAGACUCGGCCAGGGGCACCGUUUCCGAGUCCUACCCCCAUCUGAUCUUCGAGGGUUUCACAACUCGACUGGGAAAGAGGGUCGUUCAAAUACUGAAGCACGUCUUCCCUCCCCGCGAUGGUCCACAUCGAGUUGGAACUCGUGUGGUCACAUUCAGAAACGUCGAGGACAGCAUACAAGUCAGACAUCAUGUAUUUGUGCAAACUAGCUAUCGGGACGUCGAACUCGCAGAGGUCGGGCCCCGGAUGACUAUGCGAUGUUUCGAGAUCAAAGGCGGCACACUCGAGGCUGGCUCUGGGGGCGACGUGGAAUGGGCUUUGACUCAAUACACAAGAACAUCCAGAAAGAAGGACUAUCUAUGA
Molecule: messenger RNA, 891 nt
Organism: Exophiala bonariae
Lineage: Eukaryota; Fungi; Ascomycota; Eurotiomycetes; Chaetothyriales; Herpotrichiellaceae
Exons: 1
Coding region: 1-891 (296 amino acids)
Biological process (GO): rRNA processing
Cellular component (GO): nucleolus; Mpp10 complex; small-subunit processome
Molecular function (GO): rRNA primary transcript binding; snoRNA binding
Source: RefSeq, a predicted model, not a curated record